AUGUGUAGCUCAACAUCAAUCCUCGCUCUCCUUCUUGGCCUGUCACAAUUCUGCUCUGCUGCUCUGCUCAAGAUAUACGCCAAUGCAGCAUACGACAACUCAUUUGGCGAGGUUUUUGAGAUGGUGCCGAAUGAGCUGACGGCGGCCGUUGGCGAUGUGUUGGAGUUCCACUUCACUGGACCGGGCUUGGGAGUACUGGGUGGGAACCACUCUGUUGCGAUGGGCGAUUUCAACUCGCCGUGUAUGCCGGCAAGAGAGGGGUUCUUCUCGGGGUAUAUGGGUGUCAAUGCGACGAGUAAGGAAGCCGACCAAGUCUUCCAAGUCGACGUUACGAAUACCGACCCGAUGGUCUUUUACUGCACCCAAGGCCGACACUGCGCAAUGGGCAUGUACGGCGUGGUGAAUGGAGCUGGAGGUCAAACGAGGAAAGCAUACAAGGACAAAAUACCAACUACCAACCUGUUCGCCAUGGCGCCGGACUUUGUUGGCGGCGGCACAUUGCUGCCCAAUAACGCGACGAAUAUUCUUGGACCAUCAAUAUUUGAUGGAGCAGCGUCGCCGAAGUCAUUAUCAUCGACGACGGCAUUGGUAUUUGGGUUGGCGGCGGCGCUGAUGAUCGCGCAAUGA
Cyphellophora attinorum is the source of this 627-nucleotide messenger RNA. RefSeq lists its product as uncharacterized. The transcript has 2 exons. The record is from RefSeq and is a predicted model, not a curated record. The coding region runs from base 1 to 627 and encodes 208 amino acids. NCBI's taxonomy places the organism in Eukaryota, Fungi, Ascomycota, Eurotiomycetes, Chaetothyriales, Cyphellophoraceae.